Fonsecaea nubica is the source of this 2652-nucleotide messenger RNA. RefSeq lists its product as hypothetical. The record is from RefSeq and is a predicted model, not a curated record. The transcript has 2 exons. The coding region runs from base 1 to 2652 and encodes 883 amino acids. NCBI's taxonomy places the organism in Eukaryota, Fungi, Ascomycota, Eurotiomycetes, Chaetothyriales, Herpotrichiellaceae.
AUGGUCGGGUUAAGGAAAAAGGCCAGGGGCAUGUUACGCGAGAUUUCCAGCCCCAGCCUUGCUCCAGCACCUCUGCGUCUAUCAUCAUCCAAAACGGAACCCAGUGACAAGUCCGAGGUGACUGACAAGAAAGCGGCUACAUUGGCGACACCGUCUACCAUUGCAGAGAGUUCACCUAUCUCGCCGCUCUCCAGAACUACCACUUCAGCCAAGGGAAAGAAGAAUGCGGCGGAAAAUGAAAAUGUUCGCUCCCUAACAGAACCACCACUGGUGCCCGACCAUGAUCCAGCAGCAAGCCAAAGUUCGGAAUCAAAAGCCUCUACCAAGUCGCAACGAGCAGAGCUGGAUCCUUUUGGAGACGGGAAUCGCCUGUCGCAAAGUGCCACAACCAUUCAUGAGCUCGGGGAUACAUCGUCCAGCACAAAGACGUCGGAGAGCCGUGGUGGUCUGUUCAGGUUGCCCAUCUCCAUUGGCUACUCGAAGCCAACCACUGCUGACCCUGCGGAGCUACCCGGCGAUCAGCCAAAGCCAGCCUAUACGAAGCCGACUUACAAACCGGCAGGCCCGUCGGAGGUGGACGCGAUGGGCGACAGAACACAAUGUCAAGCGGACGGCCAGUCGAGUACAGGGGCCUCUCGCUCGACUAGAGCUGCCGACGAUGAGCUCUAUCGCCUCGAAAAGGAGAUCCGGAGAGCUGCGCAGGGAAUGGUGAACGACAGUGACCUCGACGCUGCAUUCAAGAAGCGGGGCACCAGCGGCGCGCUCAAGCUUCUCGUCGAGACGUACGAGCCGCUGCUGGCCGCGGAGAAGGAUUUGAAUGAUCUCGAAGACAAGAUUCGGGCCGCUAUGAAGGGCCAUGUCCGGACCAUGGAGGUAAACGCAGAGAUCAGAAAGCGCGGCACGGCGGGUGGUCUCCAAUUGCUGCUCGACCAGUGUCAAUCAGCCCUCAAAGCUGAGCAAGCCCUACGACGCGUUGAGGAGAGUUUGCGAUCUGCAAACCACGACGUUCGGAUGACUGAUCUCAACAGUGCUCACAAGGCUGGUGGUGCCGAGGCCAUGCUGGCCCUCGUAGUGGACGACUACCAGGUCAAAAAGUCGGCAUCCCUCGUGCUGGAGCGUGUUGCAGGUCAGAUCAGAAAAGCAUCGCCCCAGACUGCGCGGAAAGAGGUGGACAAUGCGUUGAAAUCAAGAGAAGCGGGAGUGGAGAGCGCGCUGGGUAUCCUCGUGGGGGCCUACCAACCCUAUGCCGAUGCAUACAAGGAAUUGACUAACAUCGAAGGCGAGCUCCGAAGGGCUGCCCGCGAAACAUCAUGGUCCCAGAACGUCGAUAUCGUCUUGAAAAAGUCAGGUCCUGAAGGAGCUUUGAGGCUCCUUAUCGAACACCUGCAAGCAAAGACAGAGGCUCUUCGCAAGAUGGAAGGCCAGUACAGCGGACUCGAGCAAAGCUGGAAGAAGUUGACGGGGGAGUGCCACAACCUUAGGCAGGAGCAAGCCCGACAUCAAACCCAGAUGGCCGAACUCAAAUCCAGCCAUCAAGCCAGAAUGAUUGAUGUCGAGAAGACCUGGAAAAGUACCCUGGAAAAGCAACAGAGAGACGCAGCCAGUCAAGCACAGAUGGUCGAACAACGCCAUCGCGGCGAACUGGACAGCCGAGACACCAUGCACCGAAAUGAAAUUGCGUCGUGGAGGGCAACCAUGCAGUCUGCAAAGGAAAAGCACGAGAGUGAACAAAAGAAGCUGAAGGAUGCUCUGUUAGACACGGAACAACAAAUCCAGCUUGAACUGGACCGCCUCCGGGAAGAAUUUGAGACGAAAGAAAAAGAGUCUCGCAAACGGGAGAUGGAGAGGAUCGAGCAAUUCCGACUAGAGACGGAGGAAUUGAAAGGGGAGCUGGUCAAGCGAGACCAUUUCAAAGGCCUGUCUGACCCGGAGAUCUGCACCCGCUUCAAGAAGCUGGCCCAGGAGGUCAACAGCUUCGCAAGAAUCCAAUGGGAAAAGAAACGAGAAGGCCGGUGGCCGGUUCAGGAGCACGCACUGCGACGGUCCGAGAAUCCCCGGAAGUUGAAGCAGCAGCUCGUGCAAGGCGGCAUCUGGAUGAUCCUAAGGGACAAGAUCUUCCACUCUCCAUUCGGAGUUCUUGGUGACGAAGGCCAACGAAUACAUGGUGAAUGGACGAGCGAGUUUGGCGAAGAUCCAGGCUCGGAAAUGCCACAUUGGCCAGAAGCCACCGAGGAAUCAGAGACGUGGCGGUUCGAGCGCAUCAAGGAAUAUUGGGACGCCGCGAAGAGGCCCGACUCUGAUGCAUCCAUAAGGCUGAAGCCUGCGUAUGAUCAAAGAGUAACAGUCACGGUGGACGAGAUCCGCAAUGCGGUUGAAGCCAUCGCGACCUUGUCGCCUCACGACCUCCAACUCAUCCGUGAAUUUGUCGAGCUCGCCGCCAGCUUCUGGCUGGACGUGAUGGCGCAGAAAUGCAGGGUGUAUCUGAUCUUUCCCGCCCAGGGCACCAAUCCCCUUGUCCAGCGCAAGCCGUCAACGGCAACAUUGGAUCUUGUGAUUCAGCCCGAGGUCCGGAGGAGGGGGAAUGCCCAGGGCCAGCGCUUUGCCCGGGAGCAAGUGGUCAAGGGAUGUGAGGGACAAACGACCAAUUACUAG